UUCCACGGGCCAAUCAAGCGGAGCCAAGGGUCGUCUCCUCUCCUGCUCUCAACGUCUCCUCCCUUCCCUAUUAAAGCGUGUUUCCAACUCGUCCUGCCCAUCGAUCUUUUCAGAACCCACCUUCCAAGUUCAAAUACCACAACCGCAAGCAAAAGCCUUGUGUAUUUUUCGCUAGUUUGUGUACAUAUAAAGGGGGAGAUUUAUUGUGGGUGCUCGGAUUGUGGUAUCUUUGGUACUCGUGAUAGCUGUUACUUUUCAUUUUCUCCAGUCUAAGAUCAUUUGUGAGGCAUGGCUUGCGCUGCUGGUUUGAUGGGCAAGUAUGGGUCAUCUUGGAUUCAACUCAAGAACAAUGAACGGACGUCGAUGAAGAAGAGGGUGGCAUGUAAAGAAGGGGUGAGAGUCUUCUGCUCUUAUCCUGCUUCCGUUGUGGAUCCAUACAAGACUCUCAGAAUUCAUCGCGGUGCUUCUGAAUCUGAGGUCAAGAAGGCCUUUAGACAGCUCGCUUUGCAGUAUCAUCCGGACGUAUGCAGAGGAAGCAAUUGCAAAGUGCAGUUUCAUCAGAUCAACGAAGCAUAUGAUAUUGUGAUGAGCAAUUUGAGAGGAGAAUCAAAUGAUCCGCAGAUGUACGAGCCGGAAGACCAAGGGAUCGAUGAGCCGAUGAGAGCCAUGGAUGAUUCAGAUUGGGACUUGUGGGAAGAAUGGAUGGGAUGGGAAGGAGCAGGAAUUCGCGACUACUCAUCACACAUCAACCCUUACAUUUGAUCAUCUCAACCAAAGGGUUGUGUUUGUGCAUAUUAUAUAUGAUGUAAGUGGGGCCUAAGUCGUUCCUUUUUCUGUAUAUAUAUGUAACAUAACAAAAAAACAUCAUGAUUUUGGCCAUGGCCAUUAAACUGUUGCCUCAAGGUGUUCAUAAGAGAACAUGGCAUGAGAGUAAAGUAUACAAGUUUCUUAUUCAUGUAUUAAUGUCUAUUUUAUUCCCAAUAAAAGCAAGAAACUCUGUAUGCAGCAACA
Molecule: messenger RNA, 1011 nt
Organism: Eucalyptus grandis
Lineage: Eukaryota; Viridiplantae; Streptophyta; Magnoliopsida; Myrtales; Myrtaceae
Product: chaperone protein dnaJ 8, chloroplastic
Exons: 3
Coding region: 289-762 (157 amino acids)
Source: RefSeq, a predicted model, not a curated record